Messenger RNA from Liolophura sinensis, 3788 nucleotides. Its product is annotated as cholecystokinin receptor type A-like. NCBI's taxonomy places the organism in Eukaryota, Metazoa, Mollusca, Polyplacophora, Chitonida, Chitonidae. The transcript is spliced from 3 exons. Gene Ontology annotation, biological process: G protein-coupled receptor signaling pathway; cellular response to hormone stimulus. The record is from RefSeq and is a predicted model, not a curated record. Gene Ontology annotation, cellular component: plasma membrane. Gene Ontology annotation, molecular function: G protein-coupled receptor activity; peptide binding. Bases 342 to 1565 code for a protein of 407 amino acids.
CGAGAAUAUGAAUGCCGUCCAUCCGGUGUACAAUCCGUGAAGGCAUUAAGACGGAAUUAAUCGAAAGGAAAUAUAGAUGAGAAGAUCCUGCUCGGGUCGCGUGGUCGUGUUGUCAGCAAACACAGAGUGUUGGGCAGAUCAUGUCUGUGUCACGCCGACGAGCUGCUCGCUGCUGGAGAGUCAGCCACAACGUUGUAGGGAGAGGCACGUGUAACUGUAGUCCUGAUUGCACGCCGGAAACACAUCUGCAGUGCACAUAAAGGUUUAGGGAUAAUACUGAUGUAAACUUGGCCUACAUGUAAACACCUUGGACAGGGUUCGUCAGUUAGUUCAUCUUCAAGAUGGCGGAAGAGGAGGUGGUUUACAGUGGAGUAAUAGAGGGAGACAGAUACCCUGACAACUACACACUACUGAAGAUUCUAAAUGCCGAAAAGGCUCUGCACCAUCUACCAGUGACAAUUUACCUCACUAUUCUUAUAGUACUCGGCUUGAUCGGAAACUCUGUAGCACUUUACAUUUAUUACGCAAAGUUCAAGAAGACGCCAUCGAAUUAUUUCGUCAUUUGGUUGGCUAUAUUGGACUUGCUAUCGUGCUUACUGGCGAUGCCUUUCGACAUCAUCGACCUGACAAGGCCAUAUUUGUUCAACAGUCCGGCGUCAUGUAAAACAAUGAGAUUCAUCCAAUCAGCAACUUUGCUGACACCAGCUAUGACUAUAAUAGUUAUAGCAAUCGACAGACACGACAAGGUGUUUCGACCUUUCAAGCGGAUGUCGAACAAAAAAGCCAAAAUCAUCAAUGUCAUUACCCUUGGAGUAGCCAUCAUAUUGGCUCUGCCAGCCAUUUUCGUGUUUGGUCGAAACACGGUGCCGACCCGUGUGAAGGAUCUUACAGGGUUUACGUGCUCGGUGGAUGAUUCUGCAAAAGGAAAGGUAUACCCUUACGUGUACUAUGCCGUGCUGUUUCUAGUGUUUAUAGUUACUGUCAUCUUGUUAGCAAUAUUCUACUGUAGACUUUGGCGGGAAAUUCGAAAGCGAGGGGGUGGCCGAAAGACAAGAUCUCCCAGGGCAACGAGCAGCAAGGAGCCAGAAGGAGAAUCUCACGAGCUUGAGGAAACGUCGACAAGCAUGGCUCCUCGAUCGUCAAAGAAACAGUACUUCAAAAAUGCCAAGCUGCCAGACACAAAAGAGAACACAAAGUCGGCAGACGUCAGCAAAGUAUCUGUCGACACAGACUUGGGAUCAUUUUCCCACAACAGACAUUCAGUUAAAGUUUAUGGAGCGGCUGGUAAAACCACUAAAAUUGUGUUUGUAGUGUCACUGGCAUUCGUCAUUAGUUUUCUGCCGUACCUGAUCGCUAAAAUCGUUCAAGUGACUGUGGCAGACGUGGAGGAGUUCGCCACUGUUGGCGUGGAGGUUGUCUAUAACAUUGCCACGAGAUCAUUCUUCAUUAACAACGCUAUUAACCCCUUCAUCUAUAUCUACCUGAAUCCAGCAUUCAGAAAAGAAACGCACAGACUUUUUAGAGCCUUAUGUUGCCGCCUGUGUAAGAGCAAUUCUGAUUGCUGAAAAAAUGUGAACAAAUAUAAAACAAAAUCCAUCAAAAACCUCUGGUGACUUCGUGGAACCUAGUUCUUCACGACAGCGACACUGUGUGCGAUUGGUGGACAGUUAUUCAGUACUGACAUGGCUGGUUCAUAAAACAGUUAUGCUAUUCAGCAAGAUUUUGAAACAAUAUCAAAGUACAUGUUCUGAACAAUAGUCCAAGAGAUGAAGGAUUCUAAGGAUCUAUUGCCUAGAUUUAAGCAUAAUUGGACAGAGAUUGUGUUCCGGGGACUUUUGCAGGAAACAUUUAUGGUAUAACGUUUGGCCUAUUGAUGCCUGUGACGCUGCCUGGUACAGUAGCAUCCGUGACGGCAGAUCCAUGUGUAACGGCAGAUCCAUCACAAGCAUGUCUUUGUUGACCAACUUUUGGAGAUUCGGUGUCAGGUUCCAACAAAGUGCUUUUCACAUAAAGGCGUUUAGACAUACAUGCGCCCUCUUACCUCUGUUAGCUAGGUUAUCUUCAAAUAUUUUUCCAUAUAUAAAUGUGCUGACAAAUACUUACUCACCAACGUUCCAUUUGCAGAUUUCUACUUGUGUUCUAUAUAAUUAUGAUUCCCCGCAUUUCGUCUUGAGAUAUUGUUCCUAAUAAGAUAUUCAUGUUUGCAUGUAUAGUUUCUAAUAACGUAGCUCUAUGUAUAUAUGUAUGUAAAAAUGUAUUUAUUUGAUUAUUUUUAUACAAAAAUGUUUCUCUUAUGCGCCAUGUGUCACUUCGCCAGAUAAAAAUUGAAUAUCGUGACGUAAAACUGUCGCCCCAGAGUUUGUUCGAGCCGGUGACCUUACCGUUGAAAGAGCUAGUCGCUUGAAUAUAAGGAAUCUAAACUGCUACAUUAGCGGGAGGACACCUAUUGGCUCCAGCUAGCUGAUUUAUAGUAUACAGGUUAAGUCUUCUGAAAUUCUCUUCAUGAUUUCACGUUACCAUAUACAUGUGUCAGUUCUCAAAACAUCACACGACCAACUAGCGGGGAUUCUUUAGCUGAAUCUGUCUGUUUCAUUGAGGUGGCCCAAUUAACAGCCGUAUCGCCUAGUUCUGGGGUAGCAAAUUCUGAUUUCCGCAUGUAUGUAGACUGUUCACAGCUAUAAUAUCCGUAUAAAUGAUGGAGAUCAAGUGCGUUCUACGUCUCAAAAGUGAUACAGUGUUAAUUGGAGUACCCUAUUCACACAAAAUAGGCGCGUCCAACUUAACUAUGCAUACUUACCCUAUACACACAAAAUAGGCGCGUCCAACUUAACUAUGCAUACUUACCCUAUACACACAAAAUAGGCGCGUCCAACUUAACUAUGCAUACUUAAUGUAUUAUGCAUCCUAACCUGAUACGUGGGAAGGUCUGCCAGCAAGCUGCGGAUGGUCGUGGCUUUCCCUCGGGCUCUGCCCAGUUUCCUCACGCCAUAAUGUUGGCCGCCGUCGUAUAAGUGAAAUAUUCUUGAGUACGGCGUAAAAGACCAAUCAAAUAAAUAAAUAAAUCCUAAUCUGAAGUCAGUCUGAAACCAUAGCUAAGUAGACGGAAGCUCUUCACGCAAGUCAGAAGCCAUGAUUACCACGAGUCUCUUUGUUAUAACUUCACAGGUCACUUCCAACUCCUAGCAUUCCGUGUUGGUCCAUGCCCACGAAUUACAAGAUGCAAAUUUUAUUCAAUCUGAAGGUAAAUAUUCUGAUUUAAUUUGCGUCUCCGCGUGCAUGCUUAUCUGCCUGUACAUAGGGGGCUAUAUGAGUAGAUAUCUCGAGUACAUGUACAUAUACAUUUCCUAGGCGUGGCUGUUUUCCGAAUUUUCAUCGUAAAUCACGAUCGCCAACACAGCCAAUCGUGGAAAAGGGUCUACUUGUGCGGUCUAUGAAACACUAUAAGCAACAGAUGAAGGUCUGCUAGCUAGCUAACAUACUGUUUAUAUCUUAUCGUGGAUAUACUGACAGAUAAAAUUGCCUGCACACAUACUGUGUACCUAUUACUUAAUAAAAUGGACUAUGUACCCACAAUUAACAGACCAGCGUCUACCAUGGGUCUCCUCAAAUUUUCAAACAACCCUCCAUUAUUCUCACAAAGUUACAAACUAGGUUACUAUGAUUCAUAUGUAGAUUUACAGUGGAUACAAUCAACCUUGUAUAAGCUAUUACCAGUUCAUAUUUGUUUAUUUGAGAAUAUGUAUAUUGAGAAGUUUUAUUUCUUUGAUAUUAAAAUCCCAUGAAGCACA